Messenger RNA from Paramecium tetraurelia, 3429 nucleotides. RefSeq lists its product as uncharacterized. Gene Ontology annotation, cellular component: cytoplasm; nuclear pore. The transcript has 15 exons. Gene Ontology annotation, molecular function: nuclear export signal receptor activity. The record is from RefSeq and is a predicted model, not a curated record. Gene Ontology annotation, biological process: protein export from nucleus. NCBI's taxonomy places the organism in Eukaryota, Ciliophora, Oligohymenophorea, Peniculida, Parameciidae.
AUGUAUUCAACUUAAGCGCUUUAAUAAACUAUUCAUAGUUAUUCUCUACAAGUGCUUUAAGCUGGUGAUUUUGCGAAAAAUUAACAAAUUAUUGACUAACUCAGAGCAUUUAUUUUGGAUUGGAAUAAUUUGCCCCUGUUUAGAAAUAUUGUCGAACAAGAUCAAAAACCUGAAACUAUCUUUGUUCUCUAUUCCCUGAUGUAAAAAUCACUUGCCCAAGGAUCCAAAUUUAUUAAUGUGCUUCAAACUUCAUUAAAAAAAUAAUCUACUUUUGAGGAAUUAGAAAACAAUGAAAAGUAACACCACACCAUAAUUGUUACUACUCAUAUUGAUAUUGUAAUCAAUUAUUUUGCAAGAUUCCUAAAUCAUCCAAAUCAUGUAUAAAAUUAGGUGCUAUUCACUUUGGCUUUCCUAUUAAGAAAAUAUUGGACAGACACUUUAAACUCAGAUUAACUAGUUGAAAAAUUGAUUAACACAUUUUUUAACAGUCAGAAUUUCACAAUUUUAACCAUUGGAUGUAAAUUAUUUGAAAACCUCUUAAUUUGUGUUAGAUCAUAUUAUUAUGCGUCCAGUUAUUUGGAAUUUCGAAAAAUAAUGAUGAACUUCUUGAAGUAAUCUUUAAGCACCUUAUUGAUUUCUACUCAUAAACUGAUUCUCAUUUAGUUGCAGCAUAAAACGUUGAUUUAAUUAUAUUAGGAGGAUAAGGCUUUUGCUGAUACAUUAAUCUAAUUACUAAACUCAUUCAUGACUUUUAAUUUCAAUUUAAGCUUUUAUGAGAUUGAGUCAGAUCAAGAUCAAAAGGAUAACUUUCUUAUAAAUUUUCCUGACUCUUACAUUUCAAUAAUAACUGAAUAUAAACUCCUUUUAGAAAUGUUCAGAUCAAUUAUUGACUUUUACACUUUAGAUUAAACAAUUUCAAUUAAAUUGAUAACAAUUGUUUAGAGAAUAGCUGCUGCAAGACUUUCACUAUUCUUUGGAAAACGCUCAUAGAAGCAAUAAGUGAGAAGAGCCCUCUGGGAAGGUUUACUUUAUAUCUUAAAUCAACAUUAAGUGUACAUAAAAAAUUACGACUUUUGUAAUGAAGUUUGUAUAUUUGCUAUCAAAUUAGUUUCCAACUUUACGCUGAAAAAACUGAAUAAAUUUUCAGAUUUAUUUGAUUAAUGUGUAAUUUAAUUUAAUCAAGUGAAUCAAGUAAUAUUAAGUAAUUAUUAAAUCAGGAUACAACCAAAUAGUGUUUUUAUCAAAUUGCAAGAAGUUUGGAAUUAAUUUUAGAUUUAAAUAAAUUCAUACAAAUAACAUUAUCCAUCCUAAUAUUAGAAUCUAUCAAAUUCUAUAAAUUUAAGUUUCAAACUUUUGAUUCAGGCAUUUUAUAAUGGGAACCCCUUUGCAGACAUUCCAACAAGCAUUCCAAUUAAAAAAAUUAAGAAGUUUAUUGAUAAAAGUUUUCGAUUAUGUUCUUAAGUUUAUUAAUAAAAUGCUGUAGAAUGUACAAAUUUACUCUUGGAAUCAUUUAAAAAAAUACCAAUCCAAAACCUUAAUCAAAUGGCAGAACAUGAAUAGAUGAUUACAAUUUAAAAAUUCAGCUCACUGUUAUGUUUAGUCUCAGCAUUUGUUAUUAGUCCAACACAAGGAGAGUUAUUGACUGGAUAUGAUUAUUAUGGGCAAUAAAAUAAAUAAGAAAGACCUCCUUAGUUUGGUUAAUUAAUCAUAUAUAUUUUGGAAAUUAUAUCUUUUUCCAAUAAAUUAAGUUUACCAGUCCUGGCUACUUAAUAAGAUAUUGAGAAGAUAUAAAUUAUAAAGAUGUAUCACACCUGUAUUUUGAUAUUUAUUCAAUCUUAUAUUACACAAACAAUAGAUGGUGUAUAUUAUGAUGAAAACUCCAAUACAGUUAUUUCUUAAUCUUAAUUAUAAACAAGUAUUUUUCGUGAUUUAGGAAGUUAGUAAAAUUAUUUAGCAAUAAUUGAGAGUUGUUUAGAACAAUGUUAUCAAAAAUUUACUUUGAAUGAUCCUGAUCUAGUAGAAUAUAGUUUUUAAAUAUUGUAAUUUACUUAUGAAAAAUUAAAGAGACAGCUUGAUAGAAGAAUAUUCCAAGCAAGUUAAGUAAAUAAUAUGCUGAGACAAUUCUUCCUCCAAAUGGAUUUCACUUGUUUUAAUGAAGUCUAGUAUAUUAAAAAGAGAAAACUUGUGUAUCAAUUAAUUUCACUUGUUUGGGUUGAUGAUCAGAUGGAUGACUAUGUUCCAGCUUUAGUGGAUAUUUAUAAGCAGAUCAAGAAGUCGAUUGCAAUAGAAAUGAAUAAAAUAAAUAUGCUCAAAUACAUUUGGGACAUGAUUGGUAUUGUGAAUGAGCUAGAACUAGAUAAGAUUUAUCGAAUUUUCUUACGCAUAGUUUUACCCGAUAUAUUACAAAUUUUGCAACCUAAUAAUACUAAUAUCUUUGUUUCAGAUUUCGAUGCAUCAAUUGGAUUAACAUCUUUGAUAUGUUCAAUUUUCAAAAACAAAAAUACAAGAUUAUCAAAUGAAAACAUUUAGUUGGUUCUGUAUUAAGUCUAUGGACAAACAACCAACUAUUUCAUCACAUCAAUCAAGUACUUAUUAACAUAAGCAUAAACAUGUUUAUCCUAAGGUAAAUAAGUUUAAGAUAAUACUUUGAAAAUGGCUGCAAAAUUGAUGAAAGUUAUGGGCCAAAUUUCAAGUUCUAAAUAGAUAAAUUAAGGAUUCUUUAUCAUCUACCAAGAUAAUUUUUGUUUGGAAUUGUUUAUAAAAUAAUUGCAACUCAUUACAGUUUAUAGACCUUUAUUUUAAAAUCUAAUGAAGUACAAACGUUAUCUCUUCGAAUGUCUUGAAGGAGUUUGUUAAGAACAUAGUGAAACACUUACAUACAAAUGUGGAGCUGAAACAUUUCUAUAAUUAUUUGAACUAUCUGAGAAUACUUUAACAGACAUUCUAAAUUUUAAAUCUAUCAAGGGUGAUGAACAAAUAAAUGAAGAAGCCAUUUAGUUGUCAUAGUUAGCAACAUUAUUAUAUAAUUCCAUCUAAUUUCUGGUAUAGGAAAGUAUAAUAGGAGAAGAAUAAGACACAGCUAUGAUAAAACAAAAGAUUUCUGAUAUCUAUGGUAAAGGAAAACUAUUAUUACAAUCAAUCUUUAGAUAAAGUUUUAUGGUAACUGUAGCAUUUCCAAAAAUCAUUAAAUUUUUAUAGCCCAAUUCUGAUAUAAUGUUUGCAAUUUCUUUAUUCGAUCCAAAAGAAUUUCAAAAUCUUUUGUUGUAGUUGAUAUAAGAAUACAAAAAUUAAUUAUGGCUGUCAAAUCUAAUUAUAGAUCCAAUAACUAUAGGAUAUUAAAGCUUGGAGAACUAUUUGAAUAGUUUUACCAAAGAUAACUUCACUAAAUAAAUCAAAUAUGUGUUAGAAUAUGUGUGUCAUGAAUCAUGA